Molecule: messenger RNA, 7400 nt
Organism: Saccoglossus kowalevskii
Lineage: Eukaryota; Metazoa; Hemichordata; Enteropneusta; Harrimaniidae
Product: multifunctional protein CAD-like
Biological process (GO): L-arginine biosynthetic process; 'de novo' pyrimidine nucleobase biosynthetic process; L-glutamine metabolic process
Cellular component (GO): cytoplasm; carbamoyl-phosphate synthase complex
Molecular function (GO): aspartate carbamoyltransferase activity; carbamoyl-phosphate synthase (glutamine-hydrolyzing) activity; ATP binding
Source: RefSeq, a predicted model, not a curated record
UCGAUCACUUCUCUCUCUCUGUGACUGUCAUAUUUAGAUAGGUAUUUCAGAGAUACUUUAUGACGGCAACUCUACAGCUUCCACCAACAGAUCACUCCUAUUUUCACGAUCCGCUGGACGAUAUUUGGGAAUUCAGGCACCCGUAAUACCCGCUUUAUCGCAGUUUUUCCGAGCAACUUUUCGGACCAUACCGUCUUUUGUUUGUACGUAACACGUGUUCGGUGUGUGCGCGAUCACUCUCCUCCACUGUGCAUCAAAACGUGCACAUGUUAGUUACAUCGCGGAGUGAAGAAAUCUGUUAUCAGAAUGUCCGCUUCUCUUUUUCUCGAGGAUGGUUCAAAGUACGAAGGGAAAUUGUUCGGCGCAGGUGUAAGCGUUUCGGGUGAAGUUGUUUUCCAAACUGGUAUGGUUGGGUAUCCUGAAUCCCUGACUGAUCCUUCAUACAAAUCCCAGAUCCUGGUGUUGACAUACCCGUUGAUUGGAAAUUACGGAAUUCCAAGUAACGAGGUUGAUGAGUACGGGCUUUCACAGUGGUUUGAGUCAAGCAAAAUCCAUGUCUCUGCUCUAGUGAUUGGAGACCUAUCUGAGGAGUAUAGUCACUGGGCUGCCAAAAAGUCGCUUUCUGAUUGGCUGAAAGAAUACAACAUACCUGCCAUAUAUGGAAUUGAUACCCGUGAUUUGACUAAAAAGAUUAGAGAGCAUGGCACUUUACUCGGAAAGGUUGUUAUUGAUGGAACAAAUCCUGAAAGUAUAUCUUUCGAUGAUCCAAAUAAACGUCACUUAGUUUCUGAAGUCUCGUCUAACAAACCUGUAACGUACAACAAAUCUGGCUCGAUCAAAAUAGUCGCUGUUGAUUGCGGCAUAAAGAAUAAUCAAAUACGUUGCCUUGCCAAGCGAGGUGCUUGUGUCACGGUGGUACCGCUCGAUUACAAGCUGAACAGCAAAGAAUUUGAUGGUUUAUUUUUGAGUAAUGGCCCUGGUGAUCCGGAGUCGUGCUCCGUAACUAUUGAGAAUCUCCGGAACAUUUUGAAUGAAAAAAAUCCAAAACCUGUCUUUGGUAUCUGUCUUGGACAUCAGUUAACAGCAUUGGCAAUUGAUGCUAAAACCUACAAACUGAAGUAUGGUAACCGUGGACACAAUCAACCGUGCAUUCACAACGGCACUGAUCGCUGUUAUAUUACUACGCAGAAUCAUGGCUUUGCUGUGGACGCUAAAACUCUGCCUUCUGAUUGGUCUGUCCUCUUCACCAAUGCCAACGACUUGUCCAAUGAGGGGAUAAUCCAUAACAGUAAGCCUUUCUUCAGUGUUCAGUUUCAUCCAGAAGCAAUGGCUGGUCCCGAAGACCUGGAGUUUCUGUUUGAUAUUUUUAUGGACUCUGUGAGAGCUGCUAAGAGAGGUGAUAUACAAGGGCCAAGUAUAAAAGAACGUCUCCACAGUGCCAUGACAUACAAACCUGACAUCUCGGUCAUCAUGGAUGUUAAGCCAAAGAAAGUGCUUAUCCUUGGAUCAGGAGGCCUGUCUAUUGGCCAGGCUGGGGAGUUUGAUUACUCUGGAUCACAGGCCAUAAAAGCUCUGAAGGAAGAAGGCGUCCAUACUUUAUUGGUCAAUCCAAAUAUUGCCACGAUACAGACAUCCAAAGGUCUGGCAGAUAAAGUUUAUUUUCUUCCGAUAACACCGGAAUAUGUAGCACAGGUUAUACAAAGUGAACGUCCCGAUGGUAUUUUGCUGUCAUUUGGUGGGCAGACUGGGUUGAAUUGUGGUCUCAGCUUAACAAAGCAAGGCGUGUUAGACAAAUUCAAUGUACGCGUCUUAGGAACUCCUGUCUCAGCCAUUGUUGCUACGGAGGACAGAAAAAUAUUUGCUGAUAAAAUGAAAGAAAUUGGGGAACAAGUUGCCCCCAGUGAAGCUGCUUAUACAGUGGAUGAGGCUGUACAGGCAGCAGAACGUCUUGGUUACCCAGUACUCGUGAGAGCAGCGUAUGCGCUGGGUGGAUUGGGAUCAGGAUUUGCUGACAACAGUGAGGAACUAAGAGAGCUGGCAGUCACGGCAUUUUCACAUACUAAUCAAGUAUUGGUGGAUAAAUCAUUGAAAGGUUGGAAGGAGGUCGAGUAUGAGGUUGUGAGAGACGCCUAUGACAAUUGUAUCACAGUUUGUAAUAUGGAGAACAUUGAUCCUUUGGGCAUCCACACUGGCGAAUCUAUCGUAGUGGCUCCGAGCCAGACGCUAACCAAUAUAGAGUAUAAUAAACUACGAACCACGGCAAUAAAAGUGAUCCGCCAUCUUGGAAUUGUUGGCGAAUGCAACAUACAGUAUGCUCUGAAUCCACUUUCUCAGGAGUAUUUCAUCAUUGAGGUGAACGCUCGACUAUCUCGUAGUUCAGCUCUUGCGAGUAAAGCUACCGGAUAUCCACUAGCGUAUGUUGCUGCCAAGUUGUCGUUGGGUAUACACUUACCCGUAUUGAGAAACUCUGUGACAAACUCAACUACGGCGUGUUUUGAACCAAGUUUGGAUUACUGCGUUGUGAAAAUACCAAGAUGGGAUUUGAAGAAAUUUACUAAAGUCAGUAAAAAGAUUGGCAGUUCGAUGAAAAGUGUUGGUGAAGUGAUGGCUGUAGGAAGAAAGUUUGAAGAAGCAUUCCAGAAAGCCUUGCGUAUGGUUGAUGAGUCUAACUUAGGAUUUGAUGCUGAUGUCAGCAAAGUAUCUGAUGAGGUGCUGAAGGCUCCCACUGAUAGAAGAAUCUUUGUCCUGGCCGCAGCCUUGAAAGCCGGUUACAGCAUUGAUAAGUUGUACGACUUGACUUGUAUUGACAAAUGGUUUCUGUAUAAAUUCAAAAACAUCACAGACUGUACAACGAAAUUAAAAGAAUUCAAGUCGCGUGAUUUAGAUUCUGACCUUCUGCGUACUGCCAAACAGUUGGGAUGCUCCGAUAAACAGAUUGCAAAGAUUAUCGAGAGUACUGAGCUGGCUGUGAGAAAAGCUAGGCUGGCUGAAGACAUUGUACCUUUUGUCAAACAAAUUGACACAGUAGCAGCGGAAUGGCCAGCCCAGACGAACUAUCUGUAUACGACGUACAAUGCUAGAACCAAUGACUUGAGUUUCCCCGGUGGAUAUGUGAUGGUACUUGGAUCUGGAGUCUAUCGUAUUGGUAGCAGUGUUGAGUUUGAUUGGUGUGCUGUUAGAUGCAUCACAGAGCUCAGAAAACUUGGUCGGAAAACCAUUAUGGUGAAUUACAAUCCAGAGACGGUCAGCACAGAUUAUGAUAUGUGUGAUAGAUUAUACUUUGAUGAGUUAUCGUUUGAGACUGUAAUGGAUAUUUACGAAUGGGAAAACCCGCAAGGUAUUAUCUUAUCUAUGGGAGGACAGCUACCGAACAAUAUCGCCAUGUCGCUUCACCGACAGAGAUGUCGUAUUCUGGGAACAGAACCGGAGUCUAUUGAUAACGCUGAGAAUAGAUUCAAAUUUUCUCGUAUGUUGGAUACGAUUGGUAUUGAACAACCUUUGUGGAAAGAACUUACUGAUUUGAAAACAGCAAAGCAGUUCUGUGAUACCGUAGGUUAUCCUGCUCUUGUCAGACCAUCCUAUGUUCUUAGCGGUGCCGCAAUGAAUGUAGCGCAUUCUCACACUGACUUGGAAACGUAUUUAGGGGAUGCUGUAGCAGUCUCCAAAGACCAUCCAGUUGUCAUUUCAAAAUUUAUACUUGAAGCGAAGGAAAUUGAUGUUGAUGCUGUUGCUCGUGACGGUGAAGUCCUUGCUGUCGCUAUAUCUGAACAUGUAGAGAAUGCUGGUGUUCAUUCAGGAGACGCCACCCUUGUCACUCCACCUCAAGACUUGAAUCAGGAAACCAUUGACAAGAUAUGGAUUAUAGUCACUGCUAUUGGCAGACAUUUAGAAGUCACUGGACCCUUUAACAUGCAGUUAAUUGCUAAGGAUAACAAAUUAAAAGUUAUUGAGUGUAAUUUACGCGUGUCAAGAUCCUUCCCGUUUGUAUCUAAAACAUUGGAACACGAUUUCAUCUCUAUGGCGACCCAAGCCAUAAUGGGAGAGCACACUGAACCGGUCAAAUGCAUAUUUGGCAAUGGCACCCGAGUGGGUGUUAAGUGCCCAGUGUUUUCAUUUUCUCGUCUCGCUGGAGCUGACUUCAUGUUGGGUGUCGAGAUGUCAAGUACGGGUGAAGUCGCCUGCUUUGGUGAGAAUAGAUACGAGGCGUAUUUGAAAGCACUGAUCAGUACUGGAUUUAUCAUUCCAAAGAAAAAUAUCCUACUCUCCAUCGGUAGCUAUAAAGCUAAGAGUGAAUUACUGCCGUCUGUAAGAACGCUGGAGAAUCUAGGGUAUCGGUUGUAUGCUAGUAUUGGUACAGCUGACUUCUAUUCAGAGCAUGGAAUAAAGAUUGAGUCAAUUGAUUGGCCGUUUGAGGACAAUGGAGACAGUGGACAUUCACAGCGUAGCAUCGCAGACUAUCUGGUUGAGAAACAGUUUGAUUUGGUAAUCAAUCUACCAAUGAGGAAUGGAGGAUCACGCCGAGCAUCUCACUUUAUUACGCAUGGCUACCGUACUCGGCGCAUGGCUGUAGAUAAAGAAAUUCCGCUAAUUACUGAUGUUAAGAAAACAAAGUUGUUUGUAGAGGCAUUACGACGUGUUGGCGGGGCUCCACCAAUGAAAACUCACAUUGACGUUAUUGCGUCAUCACGUGUUGUCAGAUUACCCGGAUUGAUUGACAUUCACGUGCAUCUACGUGAACCGGGAGCUACACACAAGGAGGACUUUGCAUCUGGUACUGCCGCAGCACUGGCUGGUGGCGUUACUUCGGUGUUAGUAAUGCCCAAUACCAACCCACCAGUCACUGAUAAAGCAUCGUUUGCACUGGCACACAAGUUGGCAAGAAUUGGUGCCCGGUGCGAUUAUGGAUUGUAUCUGGGUGCUGGACCUGAUAAUGCCGAAACUUUACCGAAGAUCGCAUCCAAUUCUGCGGGAUUGAAAAUGUACUUGAAUGAGACAUUUACAUCACUCAGACUGGACGAUAUGUCCACAUGGAUGAAGCACUUUGAUAACUGGCCAAGUCACAUGCCUAUUGUGGCCCACGCUGAGGGACGAACUACCGCUGCCAUACUAUUUAUUGCUGAACUCCAUGACAGACCCGUGCAUAUUGCUCACGUAGCCAAAAAAGAAGAGAUUGAGAUUAUUCGUGCUGCAAAGGAUCGUGGAAUGCAAGUAACCUGUGAAGUUGCCCCGCAUCACUUGUUUUUGACCUCUGGAGAUCUGGAUGUCUUAGGUCAUGGCAGAGGUCAGGUUAGACCAAUGCUUGGAACCAAAGCUGACCAAGAUGCAUUGUGGGAGAAUAUGGAUAUUAUUGACUGCUUUGCUACGGACCAUGCUCCACAUACUGAAGAUGAGAAAAACAGUGCAAAGCCUCCCCCUGGAUUCCCAGGAUUAGAGACCAUGUUACCACUGUUACUGACUGCAGUACACGAGGGGAGACUGACAAUUGAUGAUAUUGUUGAUCGUUUGUACAACAAUCCAAGAAAGAUAUUUAAUUUGCCAGAACAGAAGGACACUUAUAUUGAAGUUGAUUUGGACGAGGAAUGGAUCAUACCGCAGCAUACUAAAUUUAGUAAAGCUAAAUGGACGCCAUUUGCUGGUCGUCGUGUUCAUGGUACGGUCAGACGAGUUGUAAUGAGAAAUGAAGUAGCUUACAUAGAUGGACAGAUUUUGGUGCCACCGGGUUUUGGUCAAGAUGUCAGAGCCACCCCAGCUGGGUUACCUGCCCCACUCACUGUUCAAGUCCCACCUACAGGGGGCGGAACUACAUCAGCUCCUUGCUCCCCUAAAAAGAUUACUUCAGUUGAUAGAUUCUCACUACCACCGCGGAUACAUCGUACAAGUCUACCGGCCGGAUCUGGUGACCAGAUGAUUGACUCGCUCUAUUCUGAUACGAUUCCUCAUGCCCCACCUCCCACUCCUACGUUUCCAAUACCAUCACUGUCGUCUCGUCUGCCUUCUUUAACCACUAACAAACCGCUUUUAUCACCCUUGCAUUCCGUUCCAUCAUCCCCCACUGUGUUUCCAUCUGCUAGCAGUACUAAAAUGGGCUUUUUUAACCGUUCAGAGGCACCACUAACACCGAUAGAGCACAAUGUGGUUCCUUUCCGCGGUGCCAGCAUCACACCGCCAAGUCAUCAUGGACAAGCUCCCGGCAUUGUGCUGUUGCCUCAUUACCCAAAUCACGGCCUGGUUGGUAAACAUAUCCUGACUGCGACAAAGCUCACCAAAGACCAGUUGCAUCAUUUGUUCAAUGUGGCCCACCACAUGAGGAUAAUGGUACAGAAAGACAGAUCAUUGGACUAUAUUCUUAAGGGUAAAGUGAUGGCCAGUAUGUUCUAUGAACCCAGUACUAGAACCAGUAGUUCAUUCAUGGCUGCCAUGUAUCGAUUAGGUGGUACAGUGUUGAAUUUUAAUGAAAGCGCAUCAUCCCAUAAAAAAGGAGAAACACUACAAGAUGCUAUACAGACAAUGGCAGGGUACAGUGAUGUAAUUGUCCUACGUCAUUCCCAACCGGGUAGCGUCUGUGAUGCCGCAAGAUACGCUACCAGACCAGUUAUCAAUGCUGGUGACGGCGUAGGAGAACAUCCCACGCAAGCAUUGUUGGACGUUUUCACCAUCAGAGAAGAAAUCGGUACUGUCAAUAAUUUGACUAUCACGAUGGUCGGUGAUCUGAAGCACGGUCGCACUGUACAUUCAUUGGCUCGUCUAUUAACACUGUACAAAAUCCAGCUACGCUACGUGUCCCCUGCCAAUCUGAAAAUGCCCCGACCUGUGUAUGACUAUGUUAGUGAGAAAGGUAUUGCCCAGGAGGAAUAUACAUCGAUAGAAGAAGCGCUGCCAGGCACUGACGUUUUAUAUAUGACGCGUAUACAGAGAGAAAGAUUCAACACAGAGGACGAAUAUAAAAGGGUUGCUGGUCACUUUGUCUUGACUCCGCAUAUCAUGACCCGUGCUAAAGACAGGAUGGUGGUGAUGCAUCCGUUGCCAAGAGUGAAUGAAAUCAGUCCGGCUGUUGACUCUGAUCCUAGAGCGGCUUAUUUCCGUCAAGCAGAAUGCGGAAUGUACGUGAGAAUGGCUCUGCUUGCAAUGGUUAUGGGAAAAUGCUGAAUAUGGAACUUGUUUUUGUACCAAAAAAAAAAAAAAAUGUUAUGAUUUACCUGAAAUGUUGGUCUGCUAGUUAUUAGCGAAGAUUAUCUAGUAGUUUUUACAGGUCUUUGCCCUACUAUAUUGAGACACGAUAUAUAACUUGACGUCUGUGUUUAUAAACAAUCAAAAAAAACGUCGAAAUAUGCCUUAUAAAAUGGAGUUUUUGUUUAGAAUAAAAGCACAGUCAUAGAUACUGUCAUAACCAUCAAUAAUUU